GCGAGAGAGAGAGAGAGAGAGAGACAGGGAGCGAGCGGGCGGGCGAGCGAGUCAGCCUGAAGGCAUCCCAUUACAGAGCCCCUGCCAAGCCUGAGCGCACAAUCAGGAGGGGGCUAUAUAAAGUGGCUAGGUGGACUCAGCCGUCCUCACAAAAGGGAUUCCGCUGUCACUCACCCCCUUGCAGUCAUGCAGUCCUGACCCCCGAAGCGGCUCAUUACAGAACGCCUUUCCUCCGUGCCAUUCCACUUGCCGUGUUCGGAAGCCCACUGCUUGGAGUCGGGAUCGGAGCUGGGACCAGCACUGCUACCUCUGAGGCGAGUUCAGGAACCCUCCACCCUGCCCCCGAGUGUGCCCGAGUGCCGAAGCCGCCGCUGGUCGCUCCCAGGAGAGCCUCCACCACUCACAGAAGUAUGGCUCCGCCAAGGUGUCUCCUGACAUGCCUGCUUACCGUCGCCGUGCUCGACUGGGCCCACGCCGGACUGAUCAAGAAAGUCCUGCGGCACAGAAGAGAGUCCCUCACAGCGGAGAACGUCACCCUGCCCGACGCGGACCAACCGGUGGUCUUCAACCACGUGUACAACAUCAACGUUCCUCAGGGCUCCCUGUGCUCCGUCGACCUCGACUCCCCCGGCAGCACCGAUCUCAACCCGAAAGCCGCCUCGCCGGUUCAGUCCACGGAGCACACGCUGGACUCGGAGAACCAGAUCGUCUUCACCCACCGCAUCAACAUUCCCCGACAGGCCUGCGGCUGCGAGGGUCUCCCCAGCAUCAAGGAUCUGCUGAGCCGGCUGGAACUUCUCGAAGGCCAGGUGUCCGCCUUGAAGGAGCAGUGUGCUGGCAGCACGGGCUGCUGCGGAACGCCGGCCAUAGGUGCGCUGGAGACCAAGCCCUACUGCAAUGGCCACGGGAACUACAGCACCGAGAGCUGCAGCUGCGUCUGUGAUCCGGGCUGGACGGGGCCCAACUGCACGGAGGCCGAGUGCCCCAACGACUGCCAGGACCAGGGCCGCUGCGUGGACGGCCGCUGCGUCUGCUUCGAAGGCUUCACCGGGGAGGACUGCGGGACGGAGGCCUGCCCGGUGGACUGCGGCGAGAACGGCCAGUGCGUCGAGGGGGUCUGCGUCUGCGCCGAAGGCUUCUCCGGGGAGGACUGCUCCCAGACCAACUGCCCCAACAACUGCCUGGGACGCGGGCGCUGCGUCGAGGACGAGUGCAUCUGUGACGAGGGCUUCACCGGAGACGACUGCUCCGAGCUCAUCUGCCCCAACGACUGCUACGACCGCGGCCGCUGCGUCAACGGCACGUGCUUCUGCGACGAGGGCUUCACCGGAGAGGACUGCGGCGAGAAGACCUGCCCGGGCAACUGCAACAAUCGCGGCUUUUGCGUCGACGGGCAGUGCGUGUGCAGCGCCGGCUACACCGGCGAAGACUGCGGGGAGCUCACCUGCCCCAACAACUGCAACAACAGGGGGCGCUGCGUCGACGGCCAGUGCGUCUGCGAUCAGGGCUUCACCGGCGAGGACUGCGGCGAGCUCUCCUGCCCCAACAACUGCCAAAACAGGGGGCGCUGCGUCGACGGCCAGUGCGUCUGCGACGAGGGCUUCACCGGCCCAGACUGCAGCCAGCUGACCUGCCCCAACGACUGCUUGGGACGCGGCCGAUGUGUGGACGGCCAAUGCGUCUGCCAUGCUGGCUUCACCGGCGAGGACUGCGGCGAGAAGACCUGCCCCAACGACUGCUUCGGGCGGGGGCGCUGCGUCGACGGCCAGUGCGUCUGCGACGAAGGCUUCACGGGAGAGGACUGCGGCGAGCUGACCUGUACCGACAACUGCAACGACAGGGGGCGCUGCGUCAACGGCCAGUGUGUGUGUGACGAAGGCUACAUUGGCCUGAGCUGUGCUGAAGUGUCCCCUCCUAAAGACCUCUUGGUCACAGAAGUGACUCCCGAAACAGUCAACCUGACAUGGCACAAUGAGAUGACAGUCACCGAGUACCUGAUUACCUACGUGCCCACUGCCGUUGGGGGUCUGGAGCUGGACUUCCGAGUGCCCGGGGACAAACGGGCUGCCACCAUACAAGAGCUGGAGCCUGGCGUUGAGUACCUGGUGAAGGUCUACGCCGUUCUGAACAAUCAGAAGAGCAUCCCGGUCAGCGCCCGCGUGUCCACACAUAUCCCGGAGCCCGAAGGUCUGAGGUUCAAAUCGGUACGCGAGACCUCAGUUGAGGUGCAGUGGGACCCCCUGGAGAUCAACUUUGACGGAUGGGACCUCAUUUUCAGAAACACAAAAGAAGAGAACGGCGAGGUGACCAAAAGCCUGACUCGUCCAGAGACCUCCUACAUCCAGCCUGGUCUGGGGCCUGGCCAGGAGUACGAGGUGACGCUCCAUGUGGUCAAGAACAGCAGCCGAGGACCGGGCGCCACCAAGAACGUCAUCACAAGAAUUGACGCGCCGAGCAAAGUCGACGUGAGAGAUGUGACGGACUCCACGGCCAUCGUCACCUGGUUCAAGCCCAUCGCUCACGUGGACGGCGUCAGCCUGUCAUACGGACCGAGUGACGAGCCCGCGGAGCGCAAGAGCAUCGAGUUGUCACCAAAUGACCGCCAGUACAGCUUUGGCAACCUGCGGCCGGACACAGAAUAUGAAGUGACGCUGGUGUCCAGGCGAGGCAGCAUGACGAGUGACCCGGUCUCCAGGACUUUCACCACAGAACUGGAUGCCCCCAAGAACCUGGAGCGAGUUUCCCAGACAGAAAACACCGUCACUCUGGAGUGGCAGAACAGCAAGGCCAACGUGGACAGCUACCGGAUCAAGUACUCGCCGCUGGCAGGAGGGGAUCACGCCGAGAUCAGUGUGCCCAAGAGCAGGCAAGCCACCACCAAGGCAACCAUCACAGGUCUAAGGCCUGGCACUGAGUACGGCCUCGGAGUCACUGCAGUGAAGAGCGAUCGAGAGAGCAUGCCAGCCACCAUCAACGCGGCCACUGAACUGGACUCGCCAAGAGAUCUGGAAGUGAGUGGGAAAUCUGAAAACAGCCUGUCUCUGCGCUGGAAGAGGCCUCUGUCCAAGAUCAACAUCUACCGGCUGGCGUACGUGUCGGCGGACGGUAAGAGGCAGGAGGUGGAGGUACCGGCAGAUGCCACCACGUACAGCCUGGGAGGUUUGGAAUCCGGGAUGCAGUACACCAUCACGCUCACUGCAGAAAGAGGUCGCCAGAAGAGCAAACCAGCAUCCAUUACAGCUACGACAGCUUCAUACCUGCAGUAUUUAGCAGAUUCGGCCCCCGAGGUCACGACACGCUUUAAAACGUUUGUACAAGUGAAAGACCCCGACAGCUCGGGGAUGCAGGAGGACUCGGCUCCGGACGCGACUCGGCCCAUGUGGAGCACAGACAGCCCUGGCACAUAUGGUAGCCGUACAGUAACUUAUAGAGUGAUCCCCGAAGAGAGGGGUCCCGUGGAGGCCCACCCGCAAGGCAAUGUCUCGGCCUCUCCGUACGGGACAAGACUUCCAGCAAACACGACUGAGCCGAGCAGCAGGUCACCUGAAGCAGCAGCCUCUACAGCCUCUGAAUCUGCUGCGCCAUCUGUGGAGUCGGCCGCCACUCGUUUUACAGAGCGCCCAUUCCUGGCCCACUCGACGACUCCACACUUUGCUUUCACAGCAGAAAUGCCAUCCUCCACGGCGACCCCUAGGCUGCCCACUAUGCCCCCUACAGGUUGGCUCAGCAAUAUCUCAGUCACAAGGGUGUCCGACACGGACCUGAGCCUACAGUGGAUGGCACACGGCGGGCCAUUCACCAGUUUCGCCAUCACCGUGAGAGACGUAGCGCUGUCCACCCUGACCGCCUCGGAGUUAGUGGCGGGAGACGCUCGACGUGCUGACGUAGGCGCCCUGUCACCAGGUACACUUUAUGAGGUUGCGCUGCAAGGAGAGGUGGACGGACGGCGGUCAAAUGCCAUCAAGACUCUGGUCACCACAGAGGCAGAGCCUGCGCUGGGCGCCUUAACCGUCUCAGGUGUUAGCUGGGACCGCUUCAGCCUCUCUUGGACAGCCGCUGAUGGAGCCUUCGACCGCUUCACACUUGAAGUUGCAGAUCGGGACAAUCGGUCUGUGCCACACAAUCACAGUGUGGCGGGUGAUGUGCGUGGCCACAGUGUCACCGAUGUUAACGCUGCUACCACAUACAGGGUGACCCUUGUCGGGUUUUCAAAUGGCUCCUCCUCAGGACCAGUUUAUGCCACGGCUAGCACAGCCCCAGAGCCCGACGUCACCGCUCUCUUUGUAUCUAACAUAACUUCCGACAGCUUCACUGUCUCGUGGAAUGCGACGCCCGGCCACUUUGAAGGAUUUGUGCUCGAGCUUAUAGACUCCAGCAGGCUACUGGAGCCGGCAGAGUACAACGUGUCGGGCAGCAGGCUGUCUCUUGACAUCACAGGGCUGAGUGCCAGCACUGACUACAUAGUCUACCUCUACGGGGUCACCCCCAGCGGACAAAUCCCAGCCAUUAGUGCUGCGGCAACUACAGCCGCAGAACCUGACCUGGGCAGGCUAUCUGCACGUAACGCCUCCUCGCAGAGCAUAAUGUUGUCCUGGACAGCCCGGGAGAAAGCCUUCGACACAUUUACCUUAGAAAUUAGAGAGACGGACGCGGCCUCGCAGCCGGCCAUGUACACCGUGUCCGGUUCGGAGCGCGCCGUGCUGAUCCCUGGUCUCAAAGAGGCCACUCGGUACGACUUCACCUUGUAUGGCGGCUCGGACGACGUGCUAACGGCACCUUUAACUGUGUCGGCCACCACAGAGGAGUUGCCAAAGGUGGAAACGCUAAACAUUACCGAGCUAAACCCACACGGCUUCAGGGUUUCCUGGACGACGACAGACGAUGGCCAAGACGACAGGCCAGAGCAGUUUGAGCGCUUUGAGAUUGUGGUCGUAGAUUCGGGGCGGUUGCUGGAGCCCCAUGACUUCACGGUGCCGGGAGAGCGGCGUGUGCUGGACAUUGCGGGCCUGAUCACAGACAUAGGCUACGAGGUGUCAGUGUACGGCGUCACCAAGACCGGGUACCGGGCGACACCCCUGACCACAGUGGCUGUGACAGAGGCGGAGCCCGAGGUGGACAACCUUCUCGUUUCAAACCUGACCACUGACAGCUUCCGGCUCUCGUGGAUGGCGGAGGAGAAAAUCUUCGAUAACUUCCUUAUUAAAAUUAGGGAUUCCAAAAGACAGGCAGAACCCUUGGAGAUAACGGUGCCAGGAGAAGACCGCAACGUGGAUGUCACGGGGCUCGAAGGGGGUACUGACUAUGAGAUUGAGCUGUAUGGGGUGGCAAAGGGACAUCGCUCUCAGCCCAUAACCGGCGUGGCGACAACAGGUCUGGGAUCCCCCAAAGGUCUACGAUUCUCAGAUGUUACAGAUACCACCAUAAUGGUGCACUGGAUCAUCCCAAGGGCCCGAGUGGACAGCUACCGCGUCACGUAUGUCCCAGCAGAAGGAGGCACCCCAAAAGUACUAACAGUAGAUGGCACCAAAUCAAAGACCAUGCUGGUGGACCUGACACCCGGGCAGCUGUACGACGUGUCCAUCGUCUCGGUGAAGCGCCUCGAUGAGAGCGAGCCGUCUUCAGGCACUGUGGCUACAGGUUUGGACAAACCGAGGCGCUUGGAGGCCAUCAACGUCACCGACUCUGAAGCUCUGCUGCACUGGCAGCCCACGAUCGCCACAGUCGAUGAAUACGUCAUAACUUACAGCGCUGACAAUGUGCCCCCAGUGGUGGAGCGCGUCUCCGGGAACACCGUGGAGUUUGACCUGAGUGCUCUGCGCCCCACCACCCGCUACAUCGUGAGGAUCUACGCCGUCAGGGGUGCCCAGCAGAGUGCCACCGCAAUUACAGACUUUGUUACAGGGGUCGAUGCUCCUCAGGACCUCGCGGCCAGCAACAUUCAGACGGAUGGCGCGUUGCUAACGUGGAAAGCUCCAAUAGCGACCAUCACUGGGUACACCCUGAUCUUCGAGUCUGCCGAUGGCCUCGUCAAGGAAGUGGUGUUGAGCCCUAAUGCCGUCUCCUACAACCUGGCACAGCUGAGCGCGUCCACCCAGUACACCGUCAAACUGCAGGCCAUUGCUGGUCCCGAGAGGAGUAAAGUGGUGCUGACUCAGUUCACCACCAUUGGCAUCCUGUACCGACAUCCCAGGGACUGCUCUCAGGCCCUCCUGAAUGGAGAUACCACCUCGGGCAUCUACACCAUCUACCUUAACGGAGACGAGAGCCAGCCGGUGCAGGUGUACUGUGACAUGAACACGGACGGAGGCGGGUGGAUGCUAUUCCUCCGGCGCCAGAGCGGGAAGCUCGAUUUCUACCGCAACUGGAAGAAUUACUCCCUCGGAUUCGGAGAUCUCAACGAUGAGUUCUGGCUGGGUCUGGAUAACCUGCACAAGAUCACCACUUCCGGGCAGUACGAGCUGCGAGUCGACCUGCGGGAUGGCGAGGAGACGGCCUACGCCCAUUACGACAAGUUCUCCGUCUCGGACGGCAGGAGCCGCUACAAGGUGUCGGUGGGGGGAUACAGCGGGACGGCAGGUGACUCCAUGACCUACCAUCAGGGACGGCCCUUCUCCACCUACGACAAGGACAACGAUGUGGCCGUCACUAACUGCGCCCUCUCCUACAAGGGGGCCUUCUGGUACAAGAACUGCCACCGCGUCAACUUGAUGGGUCGCUAUGGUGACAACAGCCACAGCCAGGGCAUCAACUGGUUCCACUGGAAAGGCCACGAGUACUCAAUCCAGUUUGCCGACAUGAAGAUCAGGCCAUCGAACUUCCGAAAUUUAGAAGGCAGGAGGAAGCGGUCUUAGAGGAGCCCACCACCAAAGUCAGGGCGGCAGGGCCCCUCAGCUCACAGCAACAGCCCAGAGACCCCCACACACACACACCCACCUGCAGGGGGCGCUCUCUGUUCGCCCACCCACUCUGCUGUUUGUGUUCAGGCCGGCUGUUUUCUAUUUUAUUUGGUGGGUUUCUGUAGCCUUCUCUUCUCUGUCUGCAUCCUUUUGGGGGUCGUCCUAUCGGGGGAGGAAACGUUAAAAAGGGAAAAGAAAAGAAAAAAAACACGUAAACGGCGGGGGGGCUGCCCAAGGAGAGCCCCUCUUGGCAGAGCAUUGCGGCCGACGGAGCCCCCCGCGCGCGUCGAGAGACUUUCACGUGAAGGAGAAGCCGAUUCUCUGUUACCCUUAUUCAAAUAAAACCAACUUUGUUUAAAGCG
Polypterus senegalus (gray bichir) is the source of this 7258-nucleotide messenger RNA. Its product is annotated as tenascin-like. The coding region runs from base 411 to 6851 and encodes 2146 amino acids. The record is from RefSeq and is a predicted model, not a curated record. Lineage: Eukaryota; Metazoa; Chordata; Cladistia; Polypteriformes; Polypteridae. Gene Ontology annotation, molecular function: protein binding. The transcript is spliced from 28 exons.